Grammomys surdaster is the source of this 589-nucleotide messenger RNA. Its product is annotated as lymphotactin-like. The transcript has 3 exons. The coding region runs from base 67 to 411 and encodes 114 amino acids. The record is from RefSeq and is a predicted model, not a curated record. Lineage: Eukaryota; Metazoa; Chordata; Mammalia; Rodentia; Muridae. Gene Ontology annotation, molecular function: chemokine activity; CCR chemokine receptor binding. Gene Ontology annotation, biological process: neutrophil chemotaxis; chemokine-mediated signaling pathway; cellular response to type II interferon. Gene Ontology annotation, cellular component: extracellular region.
AAAUAAAAGGGGCUCCUGAGGAGUCUGGUCUACAUUCUUCCUGCACAGCUCAGCAAGACCUCAGCCAUGAGACUUCUCUUCCUGACUUUCCUGGGACUCUGCUGCCUCACCACACAGGUUGUGGAAGGUGUGGGGACUGAAGUCCUAGAAGAGAGUAUCUGUGUGAGCUUUCAAACCCAGCGGCUGCCAGUUCAAAAAAUCAAGACCUAUACCAUCAGGGAGGGACCCAUAAAAGCCGUGAUUUUUGUCACCAAACGAGAACUAAAAAUUUGUGCUGAUCCACAAGCCAACUGGGUGAAAGCAGCGAUCAAGACUGUGGAUAGCAGGAACAGCUCCAGAAGGAGCAUGGCGGGAACUGUUCCCACACGAGCCCAGAGGUCCGCCAGCACAGCGAAAGCCCUGUCCGGGUAACAGCCUCAGGACAGUGUUUCCUCACUCACCAAGCACCUCAUCUCGGUUCCCAAGUCCAUGGACUAAUUAUGCUAUACUUACUUUUAAUGAAAGUGUUGCAUAAAUAAAGUUAUUUUUUUAUUUUUGAUGACAUUCAUGUUCAUUUCAAACAUUAUAAGUAAUAAAUAUUUAUUAUUGA